Cyprinodon tularosa is the source of this 8816-nucleotide messenger RNA. RefSeq names its product insulin-like growth factor 2 mRNA-binding protein 2. The transcript has 14 exons. Gene Ontology annotation, cellular component: nucleus; cytosol; cytoplasm. The coding region runs from base 237 to 1610 and encodes 457 amino acids. Gene Ontology annotation, molecular function: mRNA 3'-UTR binding. Gene Ontology annotation, biological process: regulation of gene expression; nervous system development. The record is from RefSeq and is a predicted model, not a curated record. NCBI's taxonomy places the organism in Eukaryota, Metazoa, Chordata, Actinopteri, Cyprinodontiformes, Cyprinodontidae.
AUCUCUGCAGGAGUCGGAAGAUCCAGAUCCGGAACAUUCCCCCUCAUCUGCAGUGGGAGGUUUUGGAUGGCCUUCUUGCUCAGUAUGGUACUGUAGAGAACGUGGAACAAGUGAACACUGACACAGAAACAGCAGUGGUGAAUGUUACAUACGCAACUAAGGAGGAAGCUAAAGUUGCCAUCGAGAAGCUGACAGGACACCAGUUUGACGACUACUCCCUAAAGGUGUCGUACAUCAUGGACAUGGAUGCUGCCUCGCCUGUCCAGGCUCCACGAACGCGGCGUGGAGGGCGAUCCUCCCGGGACCAGGGCACCCCUCAGCCUGGACCGUCGGGAGGCUUUGGGUCGCCCCGUCUCAGACAGCCGGACUUCCCCCUGCGGAUGCUUGUGCCUACUCAGUUUGUGGGAGCCAUCAUUGGCAAAGAGGGCCUGACCAUCAAGAAUGUCACCAAACAAACCCAGUCCAAGGUGGACAUCCACCGGAAGGAAAACGCAGGCGCAGCUGAAAAACCCAUCACCAUCCAUUCAACACCCGAGGGGUGCUCCUCUGCCUGCCAGAUGAUCCUGGACAUCAUGCACAAGGAGGCGAACGAGACCAAGACGACGGAGGAAAUCCCUCUGAAAAUCCUUGCCCAUAACAGCCUGGUGGGUCGGCUGAUUGGGAAGGAGGGCCGCAACCUGAAGAAGAUCGAGGAGGAGACAGGGACCAAGAUAACCAUCUCCUCGUUACAAGACUUAACUAUUUACAACCCUGAGAGGACCAUCACAGUGAAGGGAAGCUUGGAGGCUUGUUGUAAAGCCGAGGUGGAGAUCAUGAAUAAGCUGAGGGAAGCCUACGAGAACGAUCUUGCUGCUAUAAACCAACAAGCCAACUUGAUCCCAGGCUUAAACCUGAACGCUCUGGGCAUCUUCUCCUCUGGUCUGCCGGUGGUGCCUGCUGCUGCCGGACCACGUGGUGCAGUGUCCCCUGUAGCAUCAGCAGGAUACAACCCCUUCUUAAGUCACUCUCCACAUCUCAGUGGCCUGUACGGGGUUCCUCCAGCAAGUGCCAUGCCCCACCAGCACUCACAACAGGCUCCAGAACAGGAGGUCGUCUACCUCUUUAUUCCCACUCAGGCAGUGGGGGCCCUGAUAGGCAAGAAGGGCCAGCACAUCAAACAACUAGCCCACUUUGCAGGAGCUUCCAUCAAGAUUGCUCCAGCAGAGAGCCCAGAUGUUGCUGAGAGGAUGGUCAUUAUUACUGGAACCCCAGAGGCUCAAUUUAAGGCUCAAGGUCGGAUAUUUGGGAAGCUGAAAGAGGAGAACUUCUUCUCAGGAAAGGAGGAGGUCAAACUGGAGACGCACAUCAAGGUUCCCUCAAGUGCAGCUGGCAGAGUCAUUGGCAAAGGGGGCAAGACGGUGAACGAGCUGCAGAACCUGACGAGUGCGGAGGUCAUUGUACCGCGGGACCAAACUCCUGACGAUAACGACGAGGUCUUUGUAAAAAUCAGUGGACAUUUCUUUGCCAGCCAGACUGCACAGAGGAAGAUCCGGGAGAUCAUUCAGCAGGUCAAACAGCAGGAACAGAAGCACCAGCAGGGCGCCGCCGUGUCACCGCACCACUCCAAGUGACCCGGCCAGGCGGCUCCAGUGGGCACCAGCCAAUGAAUGUAGCCCUCCCAAAACGGACAGAGACUGAGCCAGACUGAGGCCAAGGCCAAGGGGGAUGUGCAGGGCAGACCAGCAGCGGCGGCAACGGGAUCAAAACCAAAGAACUUCGCUACGGGGGGAAACAAGUGAGAGCCAAAGGCUGAGGGCAUUUAGUGCACUGCCAGCCCUGCAAGAGCAGACAGAGUGGGAGAAAACAUACUGAUAAAAAGACCAAAAAAAAGCAACACAUAAGAGGUGGGAACUGCAUUAAUUUGAAAAAACAAUACAUCUUAUGGGUAAAAAAUAACAAACAAAAAAAACCAGGAUAUGUCGCCCUGCAUAACGUUUAUCUCUUUAGUUGGACUAACAUAGGCCUCAACUGAUCAAACAAAUAAACCUAUUAACACGAGUGCAUACAAGGCAUUUUGGAUUGACAGCGUGAGUUAGAACAAGAGCGACUCCUCUUUAUGAGAGUAUCCUUAGCAGUAUUAAUGCAGAGUAGAGAUGUAUAUUGAUACACUGAGAGUAUGCACUGUUUUUUUUUCCCUCUAUCCGAAUGACAGAACCAACCUGGUGCCGUUUUAAAUGUGUGAAUCUGUUCAGUAGACUGAGCUGAAACAGCCACAGAAAGCGAUCGAUUUCACCCCCUUUUUGUUUGCUGAAUUUAAAAUCCCUGAAAGUAAACCUGAUGAAAGGUUCUGAGUUUUUUUAACAAGCCUGUGUGUGUGCCAACGCAAAAGAUAACGUCCCCCUCCCUGCUACUCUCACUGUUCAUUUCCCAUGCUUUGCCCUUUUUCUUUAUAAAUUCUUUCUGCUAAUUUCUGCUUUCAUUGCUCUCAUCUGGCAUUGUGUUCUUAUUGCAAAGGAAGAUUUUUUUGCCUUUAGCCUUUUUGAGAAAAAAAAAAUUGAUUAAUAACUGCCACUUUCUUGUUAAAGAAAGGUGAAAUGAGAAGAAUUGUAUCACCCUCCAUGCAGUGAUGUCCUUAUAUUAAGAAGAGGCAAUGACGAUCAGAAAAAAUAAAAAAUAGAUCAAUCGCGUCUUAAAGAAGCUGCGCACCUUAGCUAGUGAGCAGGUAAUCAUUUGUUUUGAAUGUGCACUGUCACACGCUUGGCCUUAUGGGACGUCACAAGGGUCAACAUGAAGGGGUUGAGUAGAGAGCCCAGAAAAGAGGACCUUGUUAGGGUGGGAGGGCGAAAACACUCAUAGGCUUAGAGAACAGGCAUGGGCCGGUAAAUAAGAGAUAGAAUAUGCUGUCAACACGUUUUAAAACAAAAAAAGUAUUUUAUGAUCAAAUUUCUUUAUUUAAAUCUACAAAGCAGCAAGCCAUUCUACUGCUACUAAAAUACUGUUACAUAUAUUUAUUAUUACAGCUUUAUUAAAUAUUAUCUAUAGCAAAUAUUCUAUAUUAUGUAGAUAUAUAGUACAAGGGGGGAAGUUGAGCUACUUUGUCCUCUGAACAGCCAGAGAAAACUCAGGUCACACAAUCAUUUUCUCGGAUGUCUUAGAUAAAAAUAAGAGACUUUGGACAAGUCUGGCUGUAACUGUGUGAAUAUUAUUAAAGUUAGUUUUGCUAGUGUCAGAAAGGUGCUGAAAAUAAUCAUUAAAAGCACAAUAGCUUUAAGCAAUUUAGAAAUGAUCUUUUUUUGUUCAUAUUUUAAUUUAGAAAUGUCAGAGUGGAGACUAUAAACUUUUCACCAUUCCAUUUGGUGAUCAUUUUGCUGCCUCAAACAGCAUGUAUUCAGCAAAACUAAGCAGAUAACCGAAUAGCUCAACUAAGUACAGCUAGUUUGCCAUUUUCUACUCUUUUGAGUUUCAUCCUAUGCUAUAAAAAUGCAGGAUUUAGAAAUAUUGGUAGCCUUUCAAAAAUCUCUGGGUUAAAUGUCUAAUUUUUUUUAGGAAACUGCAAUAGUGUGACAAUAUAAGAUCUGCCCCUAACUAGUUUUUGUAGUUUAUGACUUUUUUCCCCUCUAAAAUUUUGGUGAAUGCAUUGAAGGAAAAACACUUUCAGUAAAAAAAAAAAAUGCAUUUAAUCACAUUUUCAGUUCCCCAAUUUCAGUAAAAUAGAAGGAAAAUAAAAGACAAAGAACAAAACCAUGAUAAAAGCAGGUAAUAAAGCAAUUAAAACCAUUCCAUUCAUUAAAACAGUUUUGAUCAAUUUUUGAAUUAAAAAACCUUUCUUGUGUUUAAAAAAACAUACAAAAUAAAAAAAAAUUAUUAUUAACAUUUUUAUUAAAGUUUUUUUUUAAUCCCAUCAUACUUCAUUGUUAAUAAUAAUUUAUAAUUUCACAGCUGGAAGGAAAAAAAACAAAACCUUUUGAAACCUAAACUUAUAUAUCUAAUUUCAUUGUAAUUCUUGAAGAGAAAUAAGAAUUAUUCUUUUAUUUUUUAAACGGAGAUUGGGCCCAAAAAUGAAGAGUAGGAACAAAUAAUUUAUAACUGACUUUAUAAAGGCUUGAUCCAGGUAACCGGCCCAUGCCUAUUGGUGGUUGGGAGGAAAGGGGCGGGGCUUGGCACCGUAUGACCUGUGGUACACACACAACCGCAAACCUGACCGCAUUGGCGUUUGGCUUUAACCCUCUCUUUGUCAGGGAGCUUUCUAAGAAAAAAACGGCAUGACAGCUGUGAAUGUACAAUAUGCAGCCUUUUUUUUUUUAGAACACCUCACCUCCUGCCGUGUCCAGAAGGCCGGACCUGCCACACAGACUGUCACUCUCCCCUUCACUCUUUUAACCCCAACUUGGCAUUUUUGAAGUAACCGUUUGUGGCCGGCCGCCUCAGUGAACACUCAGGACUCGCAGGUCAUGGUGUCCUUUCGUGCUUUACUUUGGAAAGACAGUGGAAGCUUGUUGCCUUAUUUUGUCACCUCUUAAACAUCACCCAUCAGCUUCAUCUUCCAGACGCAAGGUUAUUGCCAAUACGCACAGCUUCCUCCGUGUGUGUCUCUGUGUGUGUGUGCGCGCACGUACGUAUGUGUGUAUGUAUAUAUAUAUAAAAACAGAGUAAUAUUUAUGAAUCUAUUUUUUCCUAUUUGUGAUGAGAUCUAUUGAUAAGAAACGAAAAAAAGAAAAGUCUGCUUCUGUUUUUUCUUUCCCUCCCUCAAUGGGACACUGCCAUAUUAUUUUGAAGGGAAAUGUUUAUUUUCUUGAAAACUAAGACUAUGAAAAAUAAUAUAAUAAGAAGAAACGAUAAAAACCUGAAAAAAUACAAGUCAAGUGAACCACGGCGUUAACUUUGGUUGGGAUGUGAACAGUGCGCAUGUCAGUAUUGUGAUCUACCUCAGGCUUCAGGGUACCUCAGUCCAAACUUUCAUUUACCCCCUUAUUUUCCACAUUUUGUAUGCCUUGUUAAAUGAUUAUUUUGAGCAUUUUUUUUUUUAGCAGAGAAAAAAAAAAUCUGUACACUUUCAGAUCCAGCUGACUAGUGAAACUUUGCAAAACAAUAAUCCGCUGGACUGUGUUUGCCUGGACGCCAUGCAACCUCUAACGUCCAUUUUGUUAGAAAGGAAUGAAGCAUGGGAUUUUUUAUAGGGUAGAUACCCGAAAGAUCUUUGGUAAGAAAGACAGAAAGAUACAAAUCAGCUAGAAACUAACCAACUAUACCUCCUGUUUUUCCCGACUUGACCUUCAGGUUUUUGUUUAAAAAAAAAAUGUAAAUGAAAAAAAAUGACGUUCAUUGAUUUGUAAGAUAUUGAUAAGUGUUUUAUACCAACCUGACCUAAUCUCACAAGUUCCGUUUGAUAGAAAAAAAAAUCACACAUAGCAAACCGGAUCGGAUUUAGAAGAGAUCAAGAAUGCCGCAAAAAUACACUGACAGAACCCUUAAACACGUUAUAAAACCCAAGUUUUGAGUGCAAAAUGUCAAAACAAGCCUAGUCGUUUGAAAUGUCACUGUGCACGACAAGAAAAAAAAACUGUAUAUCUGUAAACAUGUACAAUAGAGCCACACAUACAAUGUUUUCUGUCGUUCUAUAACAUAAAGCAUGGCGGGGGAGUCUAGAGCGCCACAGCUUUCCUUAAACUGACCUCCUAAUUUGAAUUUGGUGAUUUUUUUUUUUGUGCUGUACAUUUCAGAAUCACCUCUCUAAAUCCAUGGCUGACUUUAGAUACUAAAAAAUAUGUGUGGUGAAAAAAAAGGAGGUAAACAAGUCAUAUAGUUGAAGUUUUUGUUUUAGAGCAGUUUUCGUUUUCCCAUUUGUUCGUGUAGGACAGCAGAACUUUAGUCUUCAGAUGAGGUGGAUCAUUUUUGUCCCAGUGAACACAAACUUGCAGUACUAUAUUAAAGGUCUAACAAACUCACACAAUGCCUGAGGCUGUUGUUGUUGCCGCCAGCCUCCCCACAGCCGGUACAGUACCUCAUACUGAUGAUGAGAGCCCGCCAGACACGAUUCAAAGUAACCCAACGCGACUGAAAUGCAGUACGGUGCUCGGACUCCUCAGACAGUCUGCUUCACCUUUUGUAGAGCAUGUUUCAGAGAAAAACGGCUUUUCAUUGUAGCACUGAUACCUCUACUGCUGCUUGCAAAGGUAUUAGCAUCCCUUAAACCUUUAGGCAUUUUGUCACGUUAAAACAAGAAACUGCAAUGUGUUUUAUUAGCAACACAGGCUGCUUCAUGAUUAAGGUGAUUUUUAAGUCUUUUUUCAAAUUCAAAAUCCUUAAAAACUCUGCUAUCUGUUGUAUUUAGUGUUUUAGAAAAGAUCUACUGUCUUUGCAUGCUUAAAAGAAAAUAAUUCAAGGUUCUCAGGUUGGAUGAAGAGCAUUCAUGAACAUGACUGAAGCUCUCUUUGUCCAUGCUUUGGAGACAUCAUCCAAGAGGCCUAGUUUUAUCUGUUUGUUAAAAAAGAUUUCACAAAUGAAUAUCACUGCAAAAAUGAUAAAAAUUUAUUUCUUAAACUAAGUGUAUUUAUUCUUAAUUUUAGUUGGUAAAUUAAAUGAUCUGUCAAUGGAAUGAGUAUGAUUAGGCUUAAAAUAAGGUAAUUAGAAAGUAUGCCCUUGAGAUAAAAGACUCCAGUUGUUUUUUUUUCGUACCGUAUUUUAAGUUUAAAUUGCCUUAUCCCAUUGGCAAAGUGUCUUAUUUACCUGCUCAAUUCAAGAAAAAAUGCACUUAAUUUGAGAAACAGAAUUUUUUUUGCAUUGUACCACCUAAAGCUUUGCUAAAAGAGUUUUGGAACAACCAAAUACCCUUUUAACUGAGGAUCAGAGAAAGAGGAUAAGGUGGAAUCUUAGGUAGCAAGAGUAAUUAUCAAUGUAGGAGCCAGAAGAAGGAAUUUAAAAUUGUUGUUGCAGUUUAAAAAUGAAGAAAAAAUCUAUUUAAAUGGGAUGAAGGCAUCAAAGGGAGGCCAGACUGACCCGAGGGAGCCAAAGCUGACAUAAAAGACUGUGAGAGGUAUUCCAAAAAAAUGUCUUCUAACAGGUUAGAAGACAUUUUUUUGGAAACUUUCUCAAUUCUCAAUUGUGAGAGGUACAGUAGCAGCCAUUCAAAAUUUCCCCGCUUUCCUUGAAGUGCCAAUGGUUGGUCCCCUACAAUUCCUUUUUAAACAUCAAUCUUUGUACUAAAAUACCCUUUCUGUCAUGAUUUGUGGACAUUAUCUAAAGAGAAACACCAUCUCCUGGUCAGACCCUGUAAUUCAGUGAAAGGGUGGAUUAAAUAAAUAUGCACACACAGGAGAAGGAGGGGGUCACUCCAGGGGCUGGAAAUUGGAGAGGAUUUUGCUGGGAGUUGCAGGAAAGUGGGCGUUUGGCUGAAAAGUGCCAUUUUGAAAGGCUACUACUGUAUAUAUGUAUAUAAUAAGGCUGAAUGGGGUGGGUGACCUCUAAAUGCAGUUGGUUUCAUUAAGUUUUAUUUAGAGCUAUCAGAGUUAAUUGAGCUUUAUAAAAAAUCACGCAAAACUUUUCAUACUUGCUUACAAAACACUGAAAAAUCUGUAUUAAUUUCCAUCAACUUCACUAAAGCCCAGAGUAGUGUAGAUAUGAAAGAAAACAGAAGAAAUUUCUUGGUUGUAACGUGACAAAAUGUGGAAAUUUGUUUUGGAAAAGGUUGAAUACUUUAGCAGGGCACUGUAGUUUGUUAUCUUAUCCUCUUUGGAUACGUUUCAUAGAUCAUUUUUGACGUUGUGGCUCUUUUUCCUGCAUUGCAGAGGACUCUGCAGGCCUCUGUCUCUCUCUCGUGUUUUUGGCUCUUUAUAGGCGCAGGUUUCCCUCCAGCUGGAUCACACUGACUUCAUCGCUUUGAGAAAAAUCAUCCUGGAUGUUUACAUGGUAUGAGGUGAAACCUGCAAGGAGCGUAGUAACUUUUUUCUUUUUAUUAUUUUUUUAAGGAUUGGUAUUUCUAGCUAUUGUGGGGUGUUAGGCAUUCGUUUUCAGUACCAUAAAAAAUAAAUCCUAGUUACACACAUCACUAAGGGUGUAAAGUGUUGUUAGUCAUAUCACACGGUGGAUAAAUAGCUAAGGUUUUCUUUUAUUGUCUGUUCUGAUCUGGUUUCUUGUAUUUCACUCUGAUUAAAUGAUGUAGUCUGGAGCUGUAGCUGGGAAUCUAACUCUUCAUUCCUGUUAGAUCGCUACGAUUAGAACUAGUUAGGAAAUUGUGGUGGGGAAAAAAAAAAAUCAUCCUAGGUAGGAUUGUUUAAACAGAUAAAGAAAGAUAAAUACAAAGUUGGAGUGUUGAAAGUACCCAGGCCUGAUUCAAAGCUCUGAAGAAAUGGUUUUGAGUUUAGAAGACGGAUCAGAGGUCGUUCGGCGCCGUCUGAUAGCCUCUGAGGUCAAAUGUAUGCAGAAGCCACAGCAGUGUUUUUGUUGCCCUGUCAUGUUGUUGAGUGGAAAACAUUGCAUGAGAUUGAUGCAGGUAAUCCAGUAUGUACUACACUUCACAUCGCACUAGACUUGGAAUUGUGUUUUGUUUUAAUUUUUUUUACAAGGAUCUAGUUCUUAUCUGCAUUUUUCACCAUCUGGGAGAUUCAUUUGGUUUCUUGGUAGAUUAAAACCCUCAAUGUUACCCACAGGCCAACAAGGCUCCCAACACCAGGAGGUAAUAAUAAUCAGUGGCUGCGUUAGAGGGACAUCUGAACCAUUGUUUACUACCACACAUAUGGGUCAAUGCCUUUCUGGUUACCAGCCAAGCUGUUCUUUUGAGUUAUGAGUGAACUGUAUUGCUGAGCAACCUGGAUCUGAGCAAUAAAGAAUAUCUGAAAGAA